Hydractinia symbiolongicarpus is the source of this 2184-nucleotide messenger RNA. Its product is annotated as tubulinyl-Tyr carboxypeptidase 1-like. The transcript is spliced from 2 exons. Lineage: Eukaryota; Metazoa; Cnidaria; Hydrozoa; Anthoathecata; Hydractiniidae. The record is from RefSeq and is a predicted model, not a curated record. Gene Ontology annotation, biological process: regulation of angiogenesis. The coding region runs from base 1377 to 2135 and encodes 252 amino acids. Gene Ontology annotation, cellular component: cytoplasm.
ACGACUUUACAGCGUGCAUUUUAAAUGUCAUUUCUAAACACAUGUCGCCCAUGUCUCGACUCUCCAUCUAUUCUUUGGUUGGAGGGAGUUUGAUUGUCUCUUUCUUUUUCUUUUUAAGGCUGCUUGAAAAUAUUUUCCUUAAACGAGGUUGCAUAUCCAUGAUUAUUAUUAUUUUUGAUGUCUGAAAAGUUGUGUUUCACAUUGUUCACAAAUCAAGACUGUCGACUGAAAUUUUACUAUGCAAGUCAUAAUCCAUUUCCUUUGAAGAUUUCCGUCGGCAGUUGAAGUCUUCGCAGGAGUUUUAUACCGCCUCAUUUACAAUAAACGGUUAUUAUUAGAUGCAAAAUGUAAAAACCCGUUUCUCUAUGCAGGCGAGAUUGGACUUUGUAUUAAGCUUUUGCUCAAAUUGUCAACUCUCAACACUCUCCUACUACUUUUUUAUAUUUUACAUACAAUCUGUCAUACUGCUAAAAACUAUGCUAUUAACAUACCUGCAUAACAGUCUGACAAAUGACAAGUGAACAGGAUCUCCUUAAAAUGCAUUUUCUUGACGUCUUCUUUACAACUUCCGUUCCUUUAUAGUUCGUCUAUUAAAAUGUAAUGUUGUCUUCUUCGCUGAAAUAUCUGCUGAAGUUUUUUGGAUUUUUGCAAUACUAUGUGUGUUUAUUUAAUGACACUGUGUAAAAGCGCAGAUAUGGUCACAAUGCAGCGCAUUUCUUUAGCGUCCCCAAACACAUGUUGCCCAUGUGUUGAUUUCCUUUGAAUCCAAUUUGAAUCGCGUGUGCGUGAAAAUUUUCUCAUUGCAUUUGAGCCCGUCUCAAUAACUGACAAUGAUAGAUGUAGCGAGUAAACUGUAUGUUUUGUGCCUGUGUACAUGUGUGUGUGUGUGUGUAAAUUAAAGGAUUGGUCCAUGCAUAUAUGUAUGUGGAUCAUGAACGCCAAAUUGUAUUUGCGAAUGCCUUGCAUUUUCAAAAGCCUUGACAACUUGAAAAAAAAUCCAGGGAAAGUUACGGAAAAGAUAUACUAGUUAUCGCACGUCUUAUUGCAAUAUGACUUUUGAACUCUGCAACUUUAAAAGAUAAUAACUUAGGCGCUUAGGCAAGAAAUUUGAAGAGCGAGAAAACAUACGGCAUAUUGUAAGAGGUAUAUGUAGCGUGCAAUAUAUUUUUUCGAAACACGGCAUUCGAAAAUAUCGUUCGAAAAUUCAGAGAGAAAAAAAACAUUUCUCAAGCAGACAGCAGAGGAACGUUUAAAAUUUUAAUUUAACUUUUCUUGUAACAGUUUAGGACUAAAGCUUGUUUGGGUUGUUUAGUUUUGGACUGAUGAUAUGAUAAGAACGGUGUCCAAAAAAUAAUUUUGGUUUGUCAAAGCAAACAAUGGAGAAUGAUACAUCUAAUACUGUGUUCCCUUUGAAUGAAUUAAAGUGGCAAGCCAUGCUUGAUCAAAUAAAGGAUUGUCAUCCAGAUGGAGAAAGUAUCAUUGCUAAUACUACAAAUUUAAUCAACGAAAACAAGGAAGGCGAAUUUCCAAUUCCAAAACAACCAGUGUUUACAUCAUUGCAAAGUGUGUCCGAGAAGGUUAAGAUGGUCCAAAGAUAUUUGAAUCAGUUACAGUACAAUCACACUGGAACACAGUUUUUUGAAGUUAAAAUGAAUCGUCCCAUCACAAGACUCUAUGAGACAGCAAAAGACAUUAUCAAAUACUCUCUUCCCAUUAAAUGCUUAGAGGCAGUAAUUGUUUCUUUAUAUUUGACUUCUUGUAUGAAUGGACUUACUCGUUUUACCAUCCGAUUUAAAUCCAAAUUUUCAAGCAAGACACACAGACAUAUUGUUCUUGGCAUUUAUUACGACUCCAAGUAUGGUGCACUAGGUUUAAGCAGACGGAAGACACUUAUGUAUAAACCACUGAAGUACAAAUCUUUGUACGAACUUAUUGUGGAUUUUAAAGAUAGUUAUAGAGAUUGUUACCACGAGUUGAGAAAGGUUAAAAUCAGUCCAUCUAUAUCUAACGAUUUACAUUCCUGUGAUCAUAUAAUGUGGAACUUCUUUGUUGUGCCAGUUGGUAAACUUGAUAAAGAGGAAAUAAAAAGUGUCUUAGAAAAAUAUUCAAGAGAACUUAGAGUUAGAGCGAUGUAGUGCAUUCAUAUUUGCAGCAAUAAAUGUCCUACUCUUGUCAUACCCAUCA